AUGAAAAUCAAAUAAGAUAAGAUAAAAAUUUCAAUUCCCCUAAAAGAGUAAUUCAUCAAUUCCAUCCUUUAACUUCAUUAUUAUUAUCCUUUGAAUAAUUCUGUUUUAUUUUGCUUUUAUUUUUUAGGAUUGCUUUAGCCUUUGCUAUUCCUUAACUUUCCUCUUAAUUCAAACAAUUAUUUGGAUGAAUAAAUAGUCACACCUAUUAAUUAGUUUUGGUAUAUCGAAGUAUUAGCUCGGCCUGACUUUAUACUUUAAGGUUAUAUACCUAAAUAUAAUUUCUUGAUACCUCUGAUCUUUAGCAUAUUGUUUAUAUUUAUUCCUUUAUUGUUAAAUAUUUCAAAGAAAUGGAACACAAAUCAUAAACCAAUUAUUAAUUAGCUAUCCUUUUAUAUGCAUUUAAGUUCAAACCUAUUUUAACUCUUUCCAAUAUUCUUACAAAUACCAUUAUAAUGUCUUUGUUUUCAAUCUCUAAGUUAUAAUUUAAAAAAUGAUGGUAUUAUUGAACUAAACUACCUUUAUAUCACAAUAACAAUACUGACAUUACUAUUUCUAUUUACUAUUAACUUUUUGAUCAUUAUGCUAUGUAAAGAAACCAUCGACUUUAAUUUAAAUUGUUUUUCUAAUCUCAAAUUGACAUUAAGUGAUUUCAUUAUUUGGAUACUUAAUAUAUUCUAAAUUAUCAUUUUCUAUUAUCUUAAAAAAUACAAUUAAAUUCUAUAGGCCAUUAUACUUUUGAUGAUAUCUAUUUUAAUGUUAAAUAAUACUUUAAGUCUUUUAACAUGUUUGAAAAAGGUUAUUUUUACAACUUUAAUUGUAAUUUCAUAUUAAUUUAUUUAAUCUUUAUUGAUAUUGGUUAAUUUAUAAUCAGACAUUAAUAUCAAUAUCAAUAUAUUAAUUUAUAUCAAUGUUCCUUUAUUAAAUCAAAUAUUAUACAAAUUUUUUCAAUAAAGAGAUAAUAAAGUGAUAUCCAAAAAUUAAAAAUUUUCAAUUUCAAAUUGUAAAUAUUUACUUUCAAAAUUUUUGAAUGAUGAAUUCAUUUCAUUCUCCUAAUCUAUUUUUAUUUAUACUAAAAUAAUAGAUGAUUAUCAAUAGAAAAAGCUUCAAAUAGAACCGCAAUAAUUAUUACCGUUAACAUAAAUAAAUCAAGAAUUUUUACCAAAAUAUUUGUUGAAUUUUUAUUACAAAUCUUAAAUGAAACAAUAUAUUAAAGAACUUUAAAAAGUAGAUUAAAAAAAUAGAAAUGCCAAUCAUUAUGUUCAUUAUGUUUCUCUUCUCUAUAGAAUUGGAUUAAAUAACUUAGCUCUCAAAUAAAUUAACAUCUUAUUAUUCAAUAUUACAAUAAGAACAAAUAGUAAAAGUUUGGUUAAAGAAAAAAUUAAUGAGUAAAUUAAAUCUUUUAAUACAAUACAUUAAGCCAGAUAAUCAGUAAGUAAAUCAUCAAAAUCUUAAGAUAUAUAUGAGACUGGUUAAUAAAAAAUGAAUAAGCUUAAUAAAAUGCUUGUAUUUACUGGAAGUCAUUUAUUAAACUUUACUCAAAAAGUAAGAAUAAUGAUAUUGAGAGAAAAAGUAAGGUAAAAAUUACAACUAUCAUUUUAACACAAAGAAAUGAUUGGGGAUACUUAUAAUCUGUAAAUUGGUAUAGAAUUAAUUUUAAAAAGUGAAAAGAGAAAUUAAAGCUUAAAAGAAUAAGUCCAAAUUUUAGUAAAUUCUAAAUUAGGUUUCUAUCUUCAAUUAUAAUAAGUAAAACAUAUUAGAUCUAUUUAACUUUUUCAAGUAUCUAAAUAAUUAAGCAAGAAAAUUGAAAUUUUGGAACAGAAACUAAUCAAAUUAUUCAAAUAUUUUCCAAGUCAAAGAAUCUAAUCAUUAUAUACUUAUUUUUAAGGAGAACUUUUAGAAAAUUAUUUAUAAGCUCAUAAAAUAACAUGUUAUUCUUCAAUUUCGGAUGAGAAGUUAAUAAAUGUACAUAACAAUGCAAACUAAAAAUUUGCAUUAAUUAAUAAGAAUUUAAUAUAUAUGAAUAUAAAAUUAUUUGAAGAUACAUAAGAACUACAAAUAUAAAAUAUAACUCCUGAGAUUUGUAUGUUUUUUGAAAGAAAUUAUGAUGAUUUUAGAGGAAACUGUUCAAUUGAUUCUUUACUGCCAGAAGGAAUAAUUAAUGAACAUUAAUUAUUAGUAUAAAGAUUCUUAUAAACAUCUUAAUCUCGGUUUUAUUUAAAAAAGGGUUUAAAUUUUUAUAAACUCCAUAAAAUGAUAAUGAAACCAUUUGAAUUCUUUUUUGAGGUUAAUUUUAGUGAUAUAUCUUAAAUAUAAUUUUUGGCAUUUUUAAAUGAAACUUUUUAAACAUCAGCUUUUAUAUUAGUAGAUGUAAAUUAAAAAGUAGGUGGAAUAACCUAAAAUCUUUUGGAUAAAUUAUAAUUUACUAAUUAUUAUAUAGAGAAUAUAAAAGAAAAUUUGUUAUAAGAUGUUCCUAUUGAAUAUAUAAUUCCAAAAUUUUAAUAACUUCGUUCUAAAAAAGAACUUUUAAAUUUAACAGAUUUUUAAUUUUUAAAAUAAUCUAUUCUGAUAAAUCCAUUAGAAGAUAAUUAGUUUAGAAAUAAAAAGUAAGAUUUUUCUGUAUGGUAAAUGGAGGAAAAUAUAAUGAAUUUUGAAUGUUUAUUAACAAUAUAAAGUCGAGAGUUAUAUGGAUAUUAAUAUUAUAUUGUAGAGAUAAAAGAGUUGAAAGUAGAAGAUUCAUAUUUUGAGAAAGAAUAUGCAAAUAAUUCAUUAGAUUAAGAGUUUUCUCCAGUGUCAGAAUAAGAAGGAUUUGCUAAUCCUCCUUGUAAUUUAAAAAUAGAGAAAGAGAAAUUUGAACCUUUUAGAAGAGAUGAUCAUUAAUUUGAGAUUAAUUUAAUUGUCGAUAAAAGUUAAUAAUUUUAUCAACCAGAUCAAUUAAAAUAUGAGGUUAAUCUAAUGAGCCCUGUAGAUAUUAGUUUAAAUCCUAUUGCAUUGAAUUCAGCAAAUCCUCUUUUAAAAUAAUAAGAAUAUUAUAGUUAAAUAAUAUAAAAUCCUGAAGGUAUUUCAUAUUCAUCUAAAAAUCAAAUUGGUAAAGCAGUUGAUAUGGAAGAUAUAGAAUAAGUUAAGAAACCUUAAUUUCAAUUGAAAGGAGAAGAUACUAAUUCAUCUUAAGUUGGAUAUGCCAAAUAAUCAUAAUUUUAUAAGAAAUAUGAAAUGAUUUAAUAGAUAUUAAAACCUCAUAAUCCAAAAUAGUUAAGAAUAUUUAUAAUAUUAUUAAUAAUGUAUUUUAUAUUAAGUUGUAUUCACUAUAUAAUAAUAAUCACUAAAAAUUAAUAAGAUUUAAAUUAAUUUGUAUCUGAAAUAGAUAUGAUAGAAUUACACAGUAGUUUUAUGGCCCCUCAUGAUAUAUUUGUAGCUAUGAGAAUAGCAAUAGUUGCUUAUAAUUCUUAUGUUUAAGAAGGUGCACUAACUGCUACUUAAGCUGCUGUAUUGACAAAACCUUUUUAUGAUAAUAUAUAUAUAGGAUUUGCUGAAAUUAAAGAAAUCUUUAUCAAAUAAUUAAACAAUUAAAAUUUAUAGCCUUUUUUUGAAAAUAAAACUAUUGAUAUGGUAUUUAUGGAUGCAAACGCAAGUGAUGUUUAUAAGGUAACAUUAAAUAUUAGAGAAGCAUUACAAUAAAUUAUUCAAAAUUUAUAUUAAUAUAAAUAUAAAUAUGAAAAUAGAAUGAGCACAGCUGGUACUGCUAUUCAAGUAUUUGGAGUUGCAAAUUAAUUCCAUCUUCAUUAUUGGUUGGAAGAAUUAACUUUAGAAAUUAUGGAUUACUCAAUAAAUAGAAGUAUAAAAAUUGAGUAAGAUUGGACUAUUAUUUGGGCUAUUUUUAUUAUUAUUACUCUCUUAAUUACAUUAUUUAUAAUUUAUUAUUUUAAAUUGUUUAAUCAUAGAUAAGAUUUGUAUUUAGGAGUUUUCAAAUUUUGUAAUGUGCCUAAAUUAUAAUAUGAAAUAGAUAGAUAUAAAAUUAUUUAAAAAUAAUUAUUAAAAAAUCCAGAUCAAGUUUUUUAAUAUAAGUUUGACUUGUAAUCAAAAGAAUAAUAACUCUUAGUUCAAUAAAAGAUAUUAGAAUAAUUAAAUAGAAGAAAUAAAGAUUAAUAGAGGAAUGCUUUAUUAUAAUAUGAAUCUUUAUCAAUAAUAAUGAGUGUUUCAUUAAUCUUAGGAAUUUGGAUUAUAUUUUUAGGAUUGAGUAUAAUAAUAUUCUUAGGAGAAUAGAAUUAUUUAAAAAAAUAUCCAGAUACAAUUGAUAUUUAUAAAUUAAUCUAGGAUAUGACUUAUUCAUCAGCAACUCUAUAUUAGAAUAGAGAUUACUAUUUUAUUUUCCCAAAUUUUACCUAUUUAACAGAAUUUGAUAAUAAAUAAAUGUUUUCAUUAAUUGAUUAAGGAAUAGAAAAUAUAGUAAAGUUUAAUUUGUUAACUUAAGAAUUUGAUUCUACUAAAUAUUAAGUCAAUAAUGAUUUUGUAAAUUUUUUUAGUUAAGUUUAAAAAUAAUCAGUUUGUGAUAUUUUAAAUAAAGAUCAGAUGGGAUUUUUAGUAGAUUUUUGUCCAAUAUCAAUUUAAGGAAAUUUUUUGAAAGGAGUUAUUGCUGCAUUGAAUUUUAUAAAGAAUUCGAUUUAAACAUAAAUUGUAAUAAACAAGUUCAGCAAAAGAGUAGAACAUCCAAUUUAUGAUAAUGAAGCUGGAAUUAUUAUGGUUAGAGUGUUUUAAUUAAUGACAUAAAAAUUAAAAUCAAGUAUGUUAGGUGUAACCAUUGAUUUACAAACUAUAUCAAUUGUAAUUAUAAAUUUAUUUAAUUUUAGGUGCUUUCUUCAAUUUAUUUAAUAUUUGCUAUCAUAUCUAUUUCAAUUAUAUUUUUAGGAUUUAAAAAAUACUUAGAAACAGAAUUUAAUAUAAUUAAAAGAUUUAUACAACUGUUGCCAUCUUCCAUAACUAUGUUAGAUGAUUAAUUUGAAAGAUAUAUAAGAUCAUUAUUAAUUGAAGAAACAUAAUGA
Messenger RNA from Paramecium sonneborni, 5036 nucleotides. NCBI's taxonomy places the organism in Eukaryota, Ciliophora, Oligohymenophorea, Peniculida, Parameciidae. The record is from the annotation of a GenBank genome assembly.